AAAGGUGGGGAAGAUUUGGAACUUCAAUCCCUAAACUCUGCAAAUCUCCCAUAACCGUCAGACUGAAACUGAUGAAGAAGAAGAAGAAGAAUAGCAAUGAAGGUUUUGAGUUCUGCGAGGUCUGCAAGCUGAACCACAACCAAGGCCGGCGCCACAACUUCUUCCCCAAUCACAAGAAGUCGCUCGAGGCAGCGCUCUCUCGCUUUCGAUCGAAGCUCGCCGACCUCCGCUCCUCCCUCAAAAACCCUACCCCUCUCCGCCCCGAACACGCCUCUCUCAACCGCCUCUGGUGCCGCUUCUGCCAAUUUGAUAUUCCUGAGCUUCACAGCUUCUUCACCAGUGAGAAUGCGAUUGCGCAUCUGGCUAGCGAGGAUCAUUUGAAGCAAGUGAAAGGAUUCCUAUGGAAAUAUGGCGGUGGAAUGGACAAGAUUGAUUGCUACCGGAUUACGGAGGCUGAUUUCGCCAAGUGGGAGAAACAGUGCAAAGCAUUAAAGACCGAGGCUGCUGGUGAAGGCUCUCAUGGGCCUUUAAUUGGACCCUCAAAUGAUAUCCACAAUAAAAUGAACUCUGACUAUGUAAAUAGUUUUGGAAAAGAUAAUAUUCAUGCUGUUAAUGCUAAUAUUUCAAAUUCUGUUGUGCCUUUACAAAAUUAUACUAAUGAGAGACCUCAGAUAUAUGAUUCAGAGUUACCAGUCACACAGGGUGGUUGUCCUCAUUUACAUCACAGUUAUGCAGGCUUAUCAUGCCAUCCUCCUGUUAAUGGAUUUGCACUCCCAGAUGAGAGAACUGCCAAAGGGGAAACAACUUCUCUUGGUUUACCAAACUUCACAAAAAUUUCAUCAUCAGUACAAGAAGACAUCUUAGGGAAUGUUCAUUCUGGAGCACCUCCUCCUUGGCUUAAUGCUAUUGAGCAAAAUCAGCUCGAGUCUUUGUCGAAUUCGGGGGAAAAUGACCUUUAUUCUCUAUCUCAAAAGAGGAAAUCCUCUAAACUAAACCCAAAACGGGUUGGUGCUGCUUGGGCUGAGAGAAGAAAACGUGAGAUGGAGUUGGAGAAGAAAGGAGAACUUGUAAUGAACAAAGCUGAUGCAAAUUGGCUCCCCAAUUUUGGUAGAGUUUGGCAAUCUGGCAGUAGGAAGGAAUCUAGGAAAGAAUUUCAGAUUGAAAACAAGAUAUCUGGCAAGAUUGGAAGCCAAUCAACAACUGUAGUACAAUUACAGCCUUAUAUCAGCAAACGAAUGCGCAAGGAUUCGGUGGAUGGUGCAGUGGAGCAGCUUAGCAGUUCUGAAUAGACUGUGAGUAAUAGUUUUGCGGAGUACAUCUUUUUAUAAAAAUUAAAAAUUAGUUGACAAUGCAUUUCCAAUAGAUGUUUUUUUUUGGGGGUAACAGGGAAACUCGUAGUCACUCGAUAAACUUGGUUGUUGUGUAAUAACUUGCAAAUUUUUGGGAACAACAUUAAUAGAGGUUUCUGGGAAAUUUUUGUAUUGCUAGAUGUGAGAGUGUACAUUAGUGCAUGUGCCCGCUGGGCUAUUA
Molecule: messenger RNA, 1530 nt
Organism: Ipomoea triloba (trilobed morning glory)
Lineage: Eukaryota; Viridiplantae; Streptophyta; Magnoliopsida; Solanales; Convolvulaceae
Product: TITAN-like protein
Exons: 6
Coding region: 72-1289 (405 amino acids)
Source: RefSeq, a predicted model, not a curated record